UUCCCUUAAUCCACAAAGCUUUCAAAAAAACAACAAUCACAUUUAUAUGGAAGAUACAUCAAAUGCAUUUAUGUCUCAGAGUUACCUUAAUGCUCGAGAAACCGCUACACAGACAACAAAAAAUUACCUAGCUUCACUCCAUUCGAUCCAGAAGCAACCUUCAAAGCCCCUGAAGAGACCUACGUCAUCGCCUUUGAACCCAAUGCAUCCACACGUUUACAGAGUCGAGCCAGUAAACUUCAAAGAGUUGGUUCAGCGUCUGACCGGUGCACCCCAGCACGAGCCUGUAGCUAACCCGUUCAAGAGUUUGAAUAAUGCAGCAAAGGAGAGUUCUUCAUCCCUAGCGUUUGAUCUACCAUCUUCAUCAUGGGGAGAUUUAUCACUUCGGAAUCCUUCAAAUAUUUCCAGAUGGUAGCUUAUAUUAUAUAUAUACGACAUAAUACCUUUUACUCUCUUUUUUCAAAAAAAAAAAACAUUUUUUCUUGCAGAUUUCCUUUGGUUGUAAUGUAACAACAAAGAAAAUUAUAAAAUAUUAAUAAAGAUGGUCGUUCAAUAAAAUAUCAAUAAAGAAAAAAUGUAUAUGAAUCUGAUUGGUAACUUGUGGAAGAAUGGUGUAAUGUAAUUGCAAUAUCUACCAUUUAUAUUGAUUGGAGUCUCUGUGUAAACAUAUUGUGUGGGAAUAAUUUUACACUUUCCAGUUAAAUAGAACCGAAUCGUUAUUGAUUCUAUCCUAUAUGUACAUAACAUGUAGCAACUUCCAUUAGAAGAAUUAAUUGAAAUAUUUAACGAUUCUAUAUACACACAACGUGCGACAUGAUUCGUAAUUACC
Molecule: messenger RNA, 829 nt
Organism: Eruca vesicaria subsp. sativa (arugula)
Lineage: Eukaryota; Viridiplantae; Streptophyta; Magnoliopsida; Brassicales; Brassicaceae
Source: the annotation of a GenBank genome assembly